Aspergillus campestris IBT 28561 is the source of this 906-nucleotide messenger RNA. RefSeq names its product ubiquitin domain protein. NCBI's taxonomy places the organism in Eukaryota, Fungi, Ascomycota, Eurotiomycetes, Eurotiales, Aspergillaceae. Bases 1 to 906 code for a protein of 301 amino acids. The record is from RefSeq and is a predicted model, not a curated record. The transcript has 4 exons.
AUGGUACGUAUGCCCAUCCCAUCCAUUGUGGCGCAGCGCAUCCACGGCUGCUGCUUCUCUGUGUCGCGUGACGACAGCCAUUCCAGCGCGGGCCACGAUGAACAUCCCUCAGAGGUCCUCCCCGAAGCGCCCUCUUCGUCCACCACCACCUCCACCGCCGCCGCCGCCGCCGCGCGCAGGUCUAACCGACCCAACCUCCCGCCGACCACCCCCCAUAUAGUCGUCCGGACCUCCUCCGACCAGUUCCCCCUCGACGUGCACUUCAACGCCCCCGUCCGCCAACAUAUCUGGUACAGCAAGCGCCGCGCGUGGACGCGCACACAGCUCGACCGGGAGCGCCGAGAGUUCUUUGAAACCCGAGUCACGGGACGGUCGGAGAUCUGGGCUGCACUGUCGACGGCCAUCGCCCUGAUGUGGGCGGGCGAUCUCGCCACCGCCCAGAGUAUCGUCGACGCGGCUGGCGUCACCGUCCCCACGGGAGAUCUCUGCCAGGGCUGCUACGACGAGCAGGGCGUGCUCUAUCGGCUGCCACAGUGCAUCGUGAGCGAUCCCCAGAAUAUAGUCCGGGAACCGCUCCCCCGUCGCGACGAUGAUGACGACGACGACGACUUUGACACCGACCACGGCAAGCUAUCCCUAGACGAGGCAUCAGACGACGAACUCAUCUCAGACGAACUCGAGCGCCGUCGCGACGAGAAGGGGAAAACGAGCGAGCGCGAUCUCAUCCACAACGUGGCGUUCAUUGCCCGGAAAGUGCAACAGGAGGCGGGAAUCGCCAGGAACCAGCGCGUGCGGAUCGCAUAUCUCGGGAGAGUCCUCAAUGAACACGUUCCCCUCGUUGACCAAGGAUGGAAUCCAGCGCACGUGGUCAACGCCUUGGUCGUUUCUCGACCGUCUUUAUCUUAG